AUUUUAUGCACCUGAAACAUUGAGUCUUACCCUAUAGUAUAUUUAGAUUAAAAGCCUCAAGUGAAAUUAGCUGGCAGGAUCACUUUGAUUCAUUGAUGUUUAUAAGAAAAAAUAAAUUACAAGGGUCUGUGAAUGACAAAUUGGUGAUUGUUUCUAAAGCAUGUACAUUUUAUUCCAGUUUCUAACAGGAUGGCCUCCUCUUUUGUGAAGAAUCUCCUCCAGGUGAUCAGCAAACCUUUGUGGCAGCUGAACAGAAACUCAAUGCUCCAUUCGCCAUCUGUCUCCUCUGUGGUAUACAGAUGUUUGAGCACUGCAGUGACAAUGAAACCCAACAUUUGGCCAGGUCCGUAUGAGGUUGUCAGACCUGCCGCUGUCACAUUUCUUGGACCAAAUCAACUGCAAUCCGUGCAACAAAGCGUAGGAAUGAAAACAAAGACUGCCUUAAAGAAACGCUGCAAAGACUGUUUCUUUGUGCGUAGGCGAGGACACAUGUUUGUGUACUGCAAGACCCACCCCAGGCACAAACAAAGGCAAGGCUGACCUGAGAAGAUGGUGUGAGCCAAUUUAAUUUGAACUUUAAUUAUCACAAAUCACAAUGUGGAAAUUGAUGUAUAAGCAAUGUCGAAUUUUGUAAUUUCAUUAAAUAAAAACCUGUUAAGUC
Molecule: messenger RNA, 661 nt
Organism: Callorhinchus milii (elephant shark)
Lineage: Eukaryota; Metazoa; Chordata; Chondrichthyes; Chimaeriformes; Callorhinchidae
Gene: mrpl36
Product: mitochondrial ribosomal protein L36
Exons: 1
Coding region: 190-540 (116 amino acids)
Biological process (GO): ribosome biogenesis; translation
Cellular component (GO): mitochondrial large ribosomal subunit; ribosome
Molecular function (GO): structural constituent of ribosome
Source: RefSeq, marked provisional